Molecule: messenger RNA, 1160 nt
Organism: Oppia nitens
Lineage: Eukaryota; Metazoa; Arthropoda; Arachnida; Sarcoptiformes; Oppiidae
Product: cell growth-regulating nucleolar protein-like
Exons: 4
Coding region: 136-1026 (296 amino acids)
Biological process (GO): negative regulation of transcription by RNA polymerase II; rRNA processing
Cellular component (GO): nucleolus
Molecular function (GO): DNA binding
Source: RefSeq, a predicted model, not a curated record
UUGUUUUUAAAUGAAAUGUAAUGUCUUUUAAAUUUAAGACCUGUUUCAGUGAUAUAUGAUAUCAAUUGAUAGUUUGAAAUAAAAAAUUUAUUUUAUUUAUUAUUAUUAUCUUUUUUUGUUGUCUUUACAAAAACAAUGGUAUUCUUUACGUGCAAUUCGUGCGGCGAAUCGCUGAAGAAGAUUAAGGUUAUCCAACAUCUGAGCCACUGUUCGGCCAAAUCGAUAUCGUGUGUGGACUGCGGUAAAGAUUUUACCGAUGACUAUAUCCAUCACAAUCAGUGCAUCAGCGAAGACCAGAAAUAUGGUGGACUUAACUAUCAGGCAAAGCCCGGAACAAAUAAAGGCAAAGACAAACAAGAAAAUUGGGUUCAGAAAGUCAAGUCCGUAAUCAAUGAAAUGGACACAAAUAGUCAUUUAAGAGGUUUGAUGCAAAAGCUGGUCUUAUAUGAUAACAUUCCACGAAAACGACCGAAAUUUACUAAUUUUAUCAAAAAUUGUAUCCAUAUUACCAAUGAAUCGUAUAUUCAACAAAUGUGGGACAUCUUUGAGAAGGUCAUCAAAUCUGAUGAAACCACUAAUAAUAAUAAUAACAACAAUAAUAAUAAUAAUAGUAAUAAACAAAUGUCAUCACCGGUUGUCGAGAAAAGAGUGGCAGACAAUGAGGAUAAUCAGCAAAAUUCAACCAAAAGAAAGAAGUUUAAAAAAACAAAUGGUAUUCAAUCUGAUGAUAAUAAUAAUAAUAAUGAGGAAACAAAUGAAGUGGAAACUAAUGAUAAUGAAGAAGAGACAGAAGUUCAGCCAAAGACAAAAACGAAGAUAAAGAUCAACAAAUUGAUUGUCGAAAUACUGAGAGAAACUGAAGGAAAUCAAUUGAAAAUUAAAAAGUUAAGAAAAAGGGUACUUAAAAGAUAUAAAUCAUUGGUCGAAGAUUACGAUAAGGAAACUGUUGUCUCAAAGUUUGAUAAAAGGAUUCAUAAAAACAAAAAGAUUUCGAUAAACGAAGGAUUGGUUUCAUUGAUUGUGUAAAUCAUUUAUAAAACAAAUUAAAUACUUUACGAAAUAUUUUACAUCAUUUUUUAGGCAAAUUUUUAUAACAAAUUUUUAACUAUUAAUAUUAAAAUGACUAUUAAAUAACUACAGAAACUAAUAGUUAAUAUAAU